This is a messenger RNA of Salvia hispanica, 3013 nucleotides long. The record is from RefSeq and is a predicted model, not a curated record. Lineage: Eukaryota; Viridiplantae; Streptophyta; Magnoliopsida; Lamiales; Lamiaceae.
AUUAAUUGACUGAAAAAUGCAGCUCACUACCAUUGCAGGCUGCCGCCGAUUUCUCAAGUUUUUGUGUUGGCCGCGCACUUCAAAUAAAGGUCAUUGCUUUAAUAUUGUAUGCUUUCAUCAGGUUUCUGUGAUGAUUCCAAUUUAAGCAUGCAUAUGGAGAAAAGGGAGGAUGAAUUUUUCUGUAAUGCCUUUAUUUUGAUAAGAGAUCGUAGCGGAUUUCAUCAGAAAUAGAUUUCAGGCGUCUUGUGUUGUUAUGAUUUAGGGCUCUUUUUCUUUAGAAUACGCAGUGAUUUGCGGAUUGUUGAAUUUGUUCAUGCAAAUGGCAUCCGCUUUACAACAGAUUAAGAACCCAAGCUUCAUGCUUUCCCAAGCUGAUUUUCUAAAUGCCGUGUGGAUUAGCUUGCUGUCGAAAAGAUGGAAGUAUGUUUGGACUUCGAUGCCUUACUUAAUCUUCAAUAUAUAUUGGUUUGUGAAGCACGAUGAAGAUCUAAGUUUUGGAGCCACGCUGUAUGUUUUGGGAUGUUGUCAAUUGGCCUUUACUUAUAAGGAUCUCAUGUGUACUGAUAUAUCCCAUAAUGAAGCAGCUGAAUGAGCUCCUUCAUGUUGUAGCUGGGAAGAAGGUUCGAGAACUAUGCUUUCUUGAUGAUGAUUACACUGCUCAUGAGCUAAGUAUUGACAAGUUACAUUGUGUUGUAAACAACAUCUCAUUGCGAGUAGUAGCAGUUUUAAGUGACCAAAGAAGUCUUGUCGAGAGAUCUCAUAAUGCACGAGGUUGCUGAGAAUUUUCUUUCAUGGGAUUGUAUCAUGCACAGGAAUGUCUACUUAUAAGAUAGCCAAGUCAUAGACCUUGAGUAGAUUAGUGGUUCAGGUAGUACCCAAGAGUGUAACAAUCAUGAAUCUGUAUACUCGUGAGAAAAUUUGGGCUGUAGCUAAGCUCAUGAUUUGUCCUCCAAACUUGCUCCUUUUCUGCUACAUUGGACAAAUGUUGUGUGGCUUCACUGUGGUUAAUACAGUCUCUUGGGAUAAUGUCUCAGUCUGCCUUCUAUGUUUACCUCGUGGUGGUAUAAGGGUGGAUAGAAAAAACCGCUUACCUUGUUCUGCAUGGUUGAUUGAGCUUGAUGAUGUGAAGGCUUUGACUCUGUCCAGUGUCCACUCUUCUUGCUAAGCGUAUUGGUUGGCAACUUGGCAUAAAUGAAAUCACAUUCAUGUGAUACGACUCAGUGGGAUAAGUGCACUAUUUGCUGCAUUUGAAGAAAUGGAGAUUUCUACUAAAAAUAUAAAAUGGACACAAACUGAGAAUGAGAUAAUUAGUGAACAGGAAUCUCAUGACAGACUAAGUAGUCUGCCCUCUGAAAUCCUAGACCACAUUCUAUCGUUUCUCAGCAUGAAUGAAGUUGUAAAAACCGGCCUGCUGUCAAGAAAAUGGAGAUACUUCUGGCAUUCAACACCAUGCUUGAACUUCGAUUUUAGAGAUUUCUGGAACCAGGAGCGCUGCUUAAAUUUGAGUUACAAUGAAUGCGUGAUAAAAUUUUGGGUAUUUGUCAAGUGCGCUAUCGUGAUCAGAUCACCCAUUUGUAGACUGCGGCUCUACUGUGAAGCCUGUGAUACCAUUCAGCUUGAUUCGCUUUUAUAUCUUUGCGCUUUGAAAGAAGUCCAAGAACUUGAUAUUUUUACUGGAUAUGGAAUCCUGCAGUGUCCAAUUCGUCGUGGUGUACCCACUCACGUUGACGCAUUUAUACAGGGUGUGAAUAGUCUGGUUGAGUUGCAACCCUUGACAAGCUUUUCAAAUCUCAAGACCCUAAAUUUGGUUGGGGUCCAGUUUGAUGAUUCUGAUAUAGCUGAGAAUGUGUUCAGUGAUUGUGGUGUUCUUGAAACUUUAUCUAUGGAAUAUUGUUGUUUUUUUAGGAGAAAGCAUCUCAAGAUUUCUGCCAAUAAGCUUAGGACUUUCAACUUUGUAAACAAUGGCCCUUAUUGGUGGGAUUAUACGUGCAUGUUCGGCGGUGAGCUGGAACUUCAUACUCCAAACCUUGUAUCUUUUUGGUAUAUCGGGCCAGUGCUACAGCUUAGUCAAUCCUCGGAUAUGCUAUUUUUGAAGAAUGCCUCCAUUGAGCUCCGAUAUCAAAAUAAACCAGGGGACUUAGGUGCUAUGGUUUUAGGUAUUCGUCAUGUCCAGGAGUUAUCAGUGUCGUCAAAUUUUGUCCUGUACUACUCUCCUGAAUUUGAAAAAUAUGCUGGCGACUUCAGUCCUCUCGACAGUCUGAACAGCUUGAAGGUUGAUAUGGAAUUCACGAGGGACCAUAUGGAGGGUCUAAUAAAGCUACUCCAGCUUUCUCGUAAUCUUGAAGCUCUAUGUAUCCGAUUUACUGAGCACCCCUGGAAAAUCAGUUGGGAGUCCAGGAAAAUCGACGUCCCUAUGAUAUCACACAAGCUGAAAGAAAUUGAGAUUUUCACGGGCGGCGACCUGAAGAACUUGAUAGAGCUCAUCAGAUUCUUCCUUGAGAAUGGAAAAUCUCUAGAGAAGAUAAACAUCACGCAAAAGGAAGCAAUGCUGGAUCCAGAGGAGUUCUACUCAUUGCACAACGUUGAGUUAGCAUGUGAAUCUGUUUCGAUAUCCAUCGGUUUAGCUUCUGCUUCUGGAACAAUCAAGAUGGUUGACUUUUCAUUUUGGAAAUGUGGUUCGGGUACGGCCAGUCAAUCUAUCCAAUACGGCCGGUAAAUCAAUCUUUCUUCUACUUGCUCUUUCUUAUCAUCAAAACAAAAACUAGGUAGCUUAAUAAGGUGAACUGAUGACAUUAUUAUUUAUAACUUGCUAAGACCAUUUCUAUCUUUUGGAUAUGCUAUCUAUCUGUCCUUGUUUGUUUUGAACUAUUGCUGUUUUGAAUUGAUUGGGAUUGUUGAAACUCUGUGAUCAAUGCAUUGCUAUGCUCUGUUGUAGUAUUUCUCAACUUUGAUAAUCAGUUUGAAUAUGUUGUUAAAUUGUUCUGAAAAUGAAAUGCAAUCUCUGCUUUGUGCA